AUGUGCAUCCAGUGGAUCGCCUCCGCAAACUGCACCGGCGCCGUGGACGGGAAUACUCCGCAAAACGGGUGCAAGGGAGCCCACGUCGCGGUGGUACGCCGCGAGAUCUGCCCCUCGGCCCGCGAGCAAUGCGUGUGCUUCUUCGGCUCGUGUAAAAAAAUCCUCACGCUGUCCGCCGGAGACCAGGAAACAGUCAACGCGUCGUGCGAUGUUUGCGGCGCGGACGAAGAUCCAGAGCAGAUGAUGCUGCUGAGAAUAUUUGACGACGCCUUUGCCGCCGAGUGGGUUGUCGCUUUUGGUGAGAGCCACUAUGCCAAGUGCACCGAGGGUAAGUGGAGGGGCCGUUGGGCAGAAGAUGAGUAA
Molecule: messenger RNA, 363 nt
Organism: Colletotrichum phormii
Lineage: Eukaryota; Fungi; Ascomycota; Sordariomycetes; Glomerellales; Glomerellaceae
Exons: 1
Coding region: 1-363 (120 amino acids)
Source: RefSeq, a predicted model, not a curated record